AUGGGUAUUGAUGUUGGGGCCACGCCAGCAGGUGACAAACUUGAGAAAAAGCCUAUCAGCUGGGUUAAUCUAGCGGUUGGAGCUGGAUUAAACAUGUUCGAAGUCUCAACUCUCGGUCAGCCCUUUGAAGUGUUAAAAACACACUUGGCAGCAAAUCGAAAUGACAACAUUUUCGUUGCUGCCAAGAAAACCUAUCAGCGUGGAGGAAUUCUUGGAUUCUAUCAGGGAUUGAUUCCCUGGGCUUGGAUCGAAGCUUGCACGAAAGGUGCUGUUUUGAUUUUUACCGCAAGUGAAAUUGAAUACAGAGCAAGAGUCACUGGGGCAUCACCUUUUAUGUCCGGUAUUAUAGGCGGCAUGGGCGGUGGUCUAGCCCAAGCGUACACUACAAUGGGAUUCUGUACCUUUAUGAAGACGGUCGAGGUAACCCGUCAUAAAGCCCCUGCUGGAAAACAGGUAUCCACAAUUAAGAUCGCUAGGGACAUUCUUAAACGAGAAGGUAUCCGCGGGAUUAACAAAGGUGUUAAUGCAGUAGCGGUUAGACAAUGCACAAAUUGGGCUAGUAGAUUCGGUUUGACGAGGUUGAGCGAGACUCUAAUUAGAAGGGUUAGAGAUGGCGACACGCCUGAUUUCUCGAGACCAUUGUCGCCCCUCCAGAAGAUUUUGGCUAGUGCUCUUGGUGGUGGCUUAUCAUGUUGGAAUCAGCCUAUCGAGGUCAUCCGUGUUGAGAUGCAAUCCCAAGUAAAGGCUGCGGGUCGUCCAGAGAAAAUGUCAAUUCUUACUUGCGCCAAGUACAUCUAUCAGAACAAUGGCCUGAAGGGUUUCUAUCGUGGAGUCACGCCUAGAAUUGGUCUUGGUGUAUGGCAAACUGUCUGCAUGGUGUUUGGUGGUGAUGCUAUUAAGGCCAAAAUUGCGCAGAGGCAGAAAAUGAAGAUGGCCUAA
Messenger RNA from Paraglomus occultum, 939 nucleotides. NCBI's taxonomy places the organism in Eukaryota, Fungi, Glomeromycota, Glomeromycetes, Paraglomerales, Paraglomeraceae. The record is from the annotation of a GenBank genome assembly.